This is a messenger RNA of Centropristis striata (black sea bass), 1900 nucleotides long. Its product is annotated as serine protease HTRA1B-like. Gene Ontology annotation, molecular function: protein binding; serine-type endopeptidase activity. The record is from RefSeq and is a predicted model, not a curated record. The transcript has 10 exons. NCBI's taxonomy places the organism in Eukaryota, Metazoa, Chordata, Actinopteri, Perciformes, Serranidae. Gene Ontology annotation, cellular component: extracellular region. Gene Ontology annotation, biological process: proteolysis; programmed cell death; positive regulation of apoptotic process. Bases 144 to 1574 code for a protein of 476 amino acids.
ACAACCGGAGAAGUUUCACUCUGCAUUAGUUUGUUUGUCUUGCACCUGAACAAGAACACGCUUUAAAUCUUAGUUUCUACUAUAAUUAAGCAUUGCAUAAACAAUUUAAGCUUGUUUUUGACUUUAUUGAGGACUGUCCCAUCAUGCGUCUCCACUCGCUCCUGUGCGUAAUGCUCCUGCUGCUCUGCCCGGCUCUGAUCUCCGCCUCCGGGAAGACCAAACGCUUCGCCAUCGGCUGCUCGGAGAAGUGCGACAAGUCCCAGUGCGCCCCGGUCCCCGCGGACUGCCUGGCCGGGGACGCGCUGGACCGCUGCGACUGCUGCCCGGUCUGCGCGUCCGGAGAGGGCGAGCCGUGCGGCGGCACCGGGGACCGGGAGUGCGCCGAGGGGAUGGAGUGCGUGGUGACCGACGGCGUGGAGAUGUCGGCCACCGUCAGGCGCAGGGGCAAGGCCGGCGCGUGCGUGUGCACCAGCUCGGACCCGGUGUGCGGCAGCGACGGGGUCUCCUACCGGAACAUCUGCGAGCUGAAGCGCGUCAGUAACCGGGCCAUGAAGCUGCAGCAGCCGCCGGUCAUCUUCAUCCAGAGAGGAGCCUGUGGGAAAGCUCAGCAGAACCCCGACAGUCUCCGCUACAAGUACAACUUCAUCGCUGACGUGGUGGAGAAGAUCGCUCCUGCUGUCGUUCAUAUUGAACUUUACCGCAAGAUGAUCUUUUCGAAGCGGGAGGUUGCCGUGGCCAGCGGCUCCGGCUUCGUCGUGUCUGAGGACGGACUCAUCGUCACCAACGCUCACGUGGUCGCCAACAAGCACCGAGUCAAGGUGGAGCUAAAGAGCGGAGCCACAUUUGACGCUAAGAUCAAAGAUGUGGACGAGAAGGCCGACAUCGCUCUGAUCCAGAUCGAAGCACCGAUGAAGCUUCCCGUGCUGCUGCUCGGCCGUUCGGCUGAUCUUCGUCCCGGAGAGUUCGUGGUGGCGAUCGGCAGCCCGUUCUCCCUGCAGAACACCGUCACCACCGGCAUCGUCAGCACCACCCAGAGAGGAGGCAAGGAGCUGGGGCUACGCAACUCUGACAUGGACUACAUCCAGACGGACGCCAUCAUCAACUACGGCAACUCAGGAGGGCCACUAGUCAAUCUGGAUGGAGAGGUGAUUGGUAUCAACACUCUGAAGGUGACAGCAGGAAUCUCUUUCGCCAUCCCGUCAGACAAGAUCAGACAGUUCCUGACGGAGUCAUACGACAGACAGGCCAAAGGUAAAACAUACCAGAAGAAGAAAUAUAUUGGUGUCCGAAUGAUGAGUCUCACAUCAUCGCUGGCCACGGAGCUGAAGGAGAAGCUGUCCGACUUCCCUGAUCUCACCUCCGGGGCGUACGUCAUCGAGGUCAUCAGCCGGACGCCAGCCGAGGCCGCCGGCCUGCAGGAGUCUGACAUCAUCAUCAGCAUCAACGGCGAGCGGAUCACCUCGGCCAGUGAUGUCAGCGCCGCCAUAAAGCGUGACGAGACGCUGCGGACGGUGGUGAGGCGCGGCAACGAGGACGUCAUCCUCACCAUCACGCCCGAGGAGGUGGAGCCUUGACCUCUCCACCAAUCACAGACUGGCUCAGUGGUUUUCAACCAAUCAUGAACACUUUGAAGAACUCAGAAACCAACAGGGUGUGUGUGUGUGUCUGAGGCCACGCCCACUGUGUUUUUUAGCACUACUGCUGCUCCGCCAUGCUGUUAAUGCUCCAAACCAGCUUCAAGACUCCAGACCACUUCAUGACCAACUGACGCUUCAAAAUCUGUCUGUCAGUCGUUAUUUCCAUUUUUAAUUGGCAAUCAAAACUCAAAUUAUGAAAAAUUGACUGGUUAUUUUGUUAUUUGCUUUUUAUUAUAAGACAAAAAACAAAACAAAAACCCUGU